AUGCCACCGCUACAGCCAACUGUGGCGCACGAUGCUGACAUUCAUGAGGAAAGUCAGCUGACCGACGGCGUGCGAAGAAGGCCGUACAGUUUAGUCCUCUUCGACGAGGUGGAGAAGGCGCAUCCCGACGUCUUCAACCUCUGCCUGCAGAUCCUCGAGGACGGCCGUCUCACUGACUCCAAAGGGCGGACGGUGUCGUUUAAGAACACCUUGAUCAUCAUGACCUCGAACGUCGGCGCCAAGGCGAUCGAGAAGGGUCUCUUGGGCGGAGGCGGCCUUGGGUUCGCUGGGCUUGAGGACGACGUCGACACCUCCAACUAUCAGAGGUUGAAGACCGUCGUGCAUGACGAGCUCAAGAACUUCUUCCGACCAGAGUUCUUGAACCGACUGGACGAGAUCAUCGUCUUCAAGUCCCUGAACAAGCAGGAGGUUGCUCAGAUCGCGGAGCUGGAAUUCAGGAAAGUCUUCAAGCUGUGCGUGGAGAAAGGCAUCAAGCUCUCCAUGACAGAUCGAUUCAAGAAGAAGGUAGUGGAUGAGGGCUUCAACCCAGUCUAUGGGGCCCGGCCCCUGAGACGAGCCAUCACCAGACUCUUGGAGGACAAGCUCGCAGAGUCCUUCCUGGAGAUGUAUGGGCCACGGCACUUCCUCCGUGGGUUUUAUUUAUGGUUUCGUUGUCAAAUCUGGGGCUGUAGCUGA
This is a messenger RNA of Symbiodinium sp. CCMP2592, 696 nucleotides long. The record is from the annotation of a GenBank genome assembly. NCBI's taxonomy places the organism in Eukaryota, Dinophyceae, Suessiales, Symbiodiniaceae.